Molecule: messenger RNA, 984 nt
Organism: Caenorhabditis remanei
Lineage: Eukaryota; Metazoa; Nematoda; Chromadorea; Rhabditida; Rhabditidae
Exons: 8
Coding region: 1-984 (327 amino acids)
Cellular component (GO): Golgi apparatus
Molecular function (GO): acetylglucosaminyltransferase activity; glucuronosyltransferase activity
Source: RefSeq, a predicted model, not a curated record
AUGGAAAAGCGAUUUGAAGAAUCGCCUCAGUCAGUAAUUUACUCGAAAAUUUUGAAGCACUUCCAAGAAAGUGAACAUUAUACAAAUGAUCCGAAUGAAGCAUGUUUGUUUCUUCUGGGAAUUGACACUACUGAUCGAGAUGUUCGAAGUCUGAACUAUGUGAAAAAUGUAAAUGAAUACAUUGAAUCUCUCGACCAAGCAGUGUGGAAUAAUGGACGAAAUCAUUUGAUUUAUAACUUCUAUCAUGGAACUUUUCCCGAUUAUGACGAUCAUAAUCUCAAUUUCAAUACGGGAGAAGCAAUUAUUGCAAGAGCUUCGUCAAGUGAAAAUAAUUUCUUCAAGGAUUUUGACAUUUCGCUACCGUUAUUCCACGAGAAUCAUCCAUAUCAAAUUGAGUCUCAGGGACUUCAUAAUGAACCUAAAGAAGAAAAACGGAGGUAUCUUGCGAGUUUCAAAGGGAAGCGAUAUGUGUAUGGAAUCGGGUCUGGAACCAGAAAUUUGGUCCAUCAUCUUCAUAAUGGAGAUGACAUUGUAAUGGUCACUACGUGUAAACACAAUAAUGACUGGCAGGUUUACCAAGAUGAUCGGUGUCAACGAGAUAACGAAGAGUAUGAUCGAUGGGAAUACGAUGAUCUGCUCUCUAACUCAACAUUCUGUCUAGUUCCACGAGGCAGACGGCUGGGAUCUUUCAGAUUCCUCGAGACACUUCGUUCUGGAUGUAUUCCCGUGGUAAUCUCCGACUCGUGGAUUCUUCCAUUCUCGGAAACGAUCGAUUGGCAUUCGGCAGCCAUAGUUGUUGCUGAGCGUGACGCGCUCUCGAUUCCAGAAUUGCUGAUGUCGACGAGCCGACGUAGAGUGAAGGAACUACGCGACUCGGCUCGAGACGUUUACGAUGGACACUUAAGGUCGAUUCAAGUGAUUAGUGAUCAUGUUUUGCAGAUACUAUACAAAAGAAUCGACAAUCACUUCAUCAACAUUCAAUAA